AAGAGGCAGCGGCUUGAGGAGAGAGACAUUAUGUCAUUGAAGGUGCAGACAAGCAACAUCACGAACAAGAAUGACCCCAAGUCCAUCAACUCCAGAGUCUUCAUUGGCAAUCUCAACACAGCCGUGGUCAAGAAGUCAGAUGUGGAGACCAUUUUCUCCAAGUAUGGCCGAGUGGUGGGCUGCUCCGUUCACAAGGGCUAUGCCUUCGUACAGUACUCCAACGAGAGGCACGCACGUGCUGCUGUCCUGGGUGAGAACGGGCGUGUGCUUGCAGGCCAGACGCUUGAUAUCAACAUGGCCGGGGAACCUAAACCCAACAGACCUAAAGGGCUGAAGAGAGCAGCCUCCGCGUUGUACAGCGGCUACGACUUCGACUAUGACUAUUACAGAGACGACUUCUACGACAGGCUCUUUGAGUACCGGGGCCGAGUCUCUCCAGUGCCCAGGGUGGUUCCUGUGAAGCGGCCGCGGGUCACCAUCCCCCUCGUCCGGCGCGUGAAGGCAACGCUCCCUGUCAAGCUCUUCGCCAGAUCAGCUGCCAUCGCCAACAGCUCGGCCAAGCUGAAGCUGAAGUGCAGCGAGCUGCAAACAAUCAAAACUGAGCUGACACAGAUCAAAUCCAACAUUGAUGCUCUCCUGGGCCGACUGGAACAGAUCGCUGAAGAACAGAAGAUGUCCACAGAGGUACGGAAGAAGGCAGAUGGCAGCAAAAGUGAAAUCUCACAGGAAGACACAGCAUCAGAGGCAGAGGUCAACACGGAGGAGCCGCUGAACGGGGACGAGGGUGAGGAAGAGGGUCUCGCACGGGAUGAGUGUGAAGAUGAACUGGAGAACAGCCAUUACACAGAUGUGGAGGAUGCCAGACUACAGUAACCAGCCCAUUGAGAACAGCAGUGAGCAACAGUGUGAGGAAAGCACGAGGCUAAACCCUGUCCUGGCACGUUGAGCAAGACAAGCUGAAUCGAAGUGCUGCUGUCAUCUCUACCUGGCAUUCAAAAGGAGAAACAUGGCCCAACAUCUUCCAUCCAUCUGUAAAGCAAAGACAAAGAAAACUCAUCAUCCCAGUGAAUCCCCACUACCCCGUGCAAUGGAUUCGGAGCUCUGCAGCCAGCAGAGGCAGGAACCAAACCCUGCACAAUCCAUAACCAUCACUGACUGGAUAACGGGAGAGCGGUUGUGUCACCAAAUGAGUCAGAGGUGUUAAAGAGCUUUUUGUAGGAGAGGAGGGAGAACGAAGCCUAAUCCAAUAAAGACAUUGUUUCCCGUGCUAGGUGAGAGCCAGAGCAUUUGCUAACUGGGGGAAAAGGACUGUCUCAGUUUGGACAAUUUGUGUUCUCACGCUAAGGUCACGUUGAGGAAGAGGGUGUGGGGUGAGCU
Messenger RNA from Nipponia nippon (crested ibis), 1377 nucleotides. The record is from RefSeq and is a predicted model, not a curated record. NCBI's taxonomy places the organism in Eukaryota, Metazoa, Chordata, Aves, Pelecaniformes, Threskiornithidae.